This is a messenger RNA of Microthlaspi erraticum, 486 nucleotides long. NCBI's taxonomy places the organism in Eukaryota, Viridiplantae, Streptophyta, Magnoliopsida, Brassicales, Brassicaceae. The record is from the annotation of a GenBank genome assembly.
AUGGUCGAGUGGAAGCAAGCCGAGCGGAGGAGAGACAGGGAGGUGACCCGAUCUGCUGCUGUUCACCACCACCGAGUUCAUCUUAAUCCUAAACAAUAUAUGAUUUAUCUCCAAUACUUCCCCUCAAGGUUGAGCGUGAAGAUUUUGAACGCCCAACUUGGACAACAAAUACUCAAAUGGCUCACGGCCAAGCGCCUUAGUAAGAAUAUCUACGAGUUGUUCUUCGGAACGAACAUGAUCGGUGACAAUGACUCCCUCCUGAACCGCAUCCCGAACAGCAUGACAAUCCUUCUUGAUAUGUUUGGUGCGUUCGUGGAAGACAAGGUUCGAGGCAAUGUGAAUAGCUGCUUUGUUGUCACAGAACAAGCGAGUUGGUUGAGACUGAUCAAAUUCCUAGAUCAGCAAGAACACGUCGGAAGAUAUCUCCAAUACUGGUGUUGUUUCUUCACUGGAAAAGUGUCUUUAAGUAACCCCUUGUUGUCUUGA